Zingiber officinale is the source of this 1809-nucleotide messenger RNA. Its product is annotated as phospho-2-dehydro-3-deoxyheptonate aldolase 2, chloroplastic-like. The coding region runs from base 66 to 1586 and encodes 506 amino acids. The transcript has 5 exons. NCBI's taxonomy places the organism in Eukaryota, Viridiplantae, Streptophyta, Magnoliopsida, Zingiberales, Zingiberaceae. The record is from RefSeq and is a predicted model, not a curated record. Gene Ontology annotation, molecular function: 3-deoxy-7-phosphoheptulonate synthase activity. Gene Ontology annotation, biological process: aromatic amino acid biosynthetic process.
CCAAUCGCCGCCUGACCAUUGCCGCCUCUGUCGAAUUCGUAGCCCUAACUCGCCUCGCUCCAGCGAUGACCGCGCUCGCCCACGCGUCCUCCUUCCUCCCCACAGCCGUCGCCGCCGCUUCCAGCAAGAAACGCCGAUCCUCAUCCUCCUGGAUCGUCGGCUUCUCCCGGAGUCCGAUAGUCUAUGCUUCCUCGAGUUGGGCGCCGGAUAGUUGGAGAUCCAGGCGGGCGCUUCAGAUUCCAACGUACCCGGACCAGGAGGAGCUGGAGUCGGUGCUCCGAAGCCUGGCGACGUACCCUCCGUUGGUGUUCGCCGGAGAGGCGAGGAAACUAGAGGACAAACUCGCGGACGCUGCCGUCGGGAAGGCGUUUUUGCUUCAGGGAGGUGACUGUGCCGAGAGCUUCAAGGAGUUCAACGCCAUCAACAUAAGGGAUACCUUCCGCGUUCUGCUGCAGAUGGCGGUGGUUUUGGCGUUCGGCGGCCAGAUGCCUAUCAUCAAGGUUGGCCGUUUGGCUGGUCAAUUUUCGAAGCCCAGAUCUGAACCAUUUGAAACGAAAGAUGGCGUAAAACUUCAGAGUUAUCAGGGUGACAACAUAAACAGUGAUAGUUUUAAUGAGAAAGCUCGAGCACCUGAUCCCCAAAGGCUGCUCCAAGCUUAUAGCCAAUCAGCAGGGACACUAAAUCUUAUAAGAGCAUUUGCUCAUGGUGGUUAUGCUUCGAUCCAGAGAGUUACUCAGUGGAAUCUUGACUUUGUUCAACACAGUGAACUAGGAGACAGAUACAUGGAGCUUGCUCAGAGAGUUGACGAUGCCAUUGGAUUUAUGGUUGCUGCCGGACUGACUGCCGACCAUCCAAUCAUGACCACGACUGAGUUCUGGACAUCCCAUGAGUGCCUUCACUUACCAUAUGAGCAAGCAUUAACAAGGGAGGACUCAACAUCCGGUCAUUACUAUGAUUGUUCAGCUCACAUGCUUUGGGUUGGAGAAAGGACUCGCCAAUUAGAUGGGGCACAUGUCGAAUUCCUCCGUGGGCUGGCCAAUCCUCUGGGCAUAAAGGUAAGUGAUAAAAUGGAUCCAUCUGAGCUUGUAAAACUUUGUGAGAUUUUGAACCCUCACAACAAGCCCGGAAGGCUAACCAUCAUCACAAGAAUGGGAGCCGAGAACAUGCGCGUCAAGUUUCCCCAUCUAAUCAGAGCCGUAAGGCAAGCUGGCCUAAUAGUUACCUGGGUGAGCGAUCCGAUGCACGGUAACACAAUGAAAGCUCCAUGUGGUUUGAAGACCCGUUCAUUCGACGCAAUCAGAUCUGAGCUUAGGGCUUUCUUCGAUGUUCACGAGCAAGAAGGGAGCCACCCAGGCGGAGUGCAUUUGGAGAUGACAGGGCAGAAUGUCACAGAGUGCAUCGGUGGAUCAAAGACGGUUACUUUCGAUGACUUGAAUUCUCGGUACCACACUCAUUGUGAUCCGAGGCUCAAUGCAUCGCAGUCCCUAGAGUUGGCCUUUGCUAUCGCUGAAAGGCUGAGGAAGAGAAGGACUCGCUCGUGGAACAAGCGUGUCGUCGACCAGCCAUCCCAAGCAAUGGUUGCCUAAACUGCCCGUAGAACUACUGAGCUCGAUCAUUUUUGCUAGUCUUCCAAGGAGGUGGAUCAAUUCUACUACCCUUGUUCAUCCUAAGUAUCAUAGUCCUUUUGUGAAGGGCGACCUUUUGCUUAAUAAGUUGCUUCAAUUAUAAAUGUAUGAUUUUGUGAAACAAUGGACUGUUAGAUUUUGGUUCAUCCUAUUUUUAAAAAAACAGUUAAAAUUAUUUAAAACA